CACAUGGAGCAUCGUUGGGAGCCAGAGCGCACCAUGUGAAGGAGGGAGAGCUGAAACUCCUGACAAACAGGACACUACAGUAACUGGGAAACACAUUUUCAGGUUUGCACGGGAUUUUUCAUCUGGGUUAUCUUGAGAUACACUUGAUCAACAGGCUACAAGAUCACCUCCAAACACUCCCUUAAGUGGGAAUCUUCUCGUGCGCGAAUCUCCACGUCGUCAGAUUUGUAAACUAGCCGCAGAACCGCGCGUCUUUGAUGAACUCUCCUGUCAUUAGAGGACUGAGUCUGAAUUCAUGACAACAUUCAUCGGGUCCGGGAUAUAUAUAAAGCGCACACAGUCGGGAUGGAGUCGUCUAAUGCCAGCGGUAUGGACGCGUUCACGGUGAUCCAUCUGAAUUCCUCCUGGAGCGCGGACAGUGGAUAUUCUUUAGCAGCAAUAGCCAGCAUUGCUGCUCUAGUAAGUUUUCUCAUUCUCUUUACCGUUGUUGGAAAUAUACUGGUGGUUAUUGCUGUGUUAACGAGCAGAGCGCUGAAAGCUCCCCAGAACCUGUUUCUGGUGUCUCUGGCCACCGCGGACAUCCUGGUCGCCACUUUAGUGAUGCCGUUUUCUCUGGCGAACGAACUCAUGGGCUACUGGUAUUUUGGAAAAGUUUGGUGCGGUAUUUAUCUGGCUUUGGAUGUUUUGUUUUGCACUUCGUCUAUUGUGCAUCUGUGCGCAAUAAGCCUGGACCGGUACUGGUCUGUUACGCAGGCUGUAGAGUACAACCUGAAGCGGACUCCAAAACGCGUCAAGUGCAUCAUCGCAAUCGUGUGGCUUAUAUCUGCUUUCAUCUCAUCUCCGCCGCUCAUAUCUAUAGACAGCAACAGUGACAUCAGCUCUCAGCCUCAGUGCGAGCUGAACGAUGACACUUGGUACAUUCUCUCCUCCAGCACCGCGUCCUUCUUCGCUCCCUGCUUAAUCAUGGUCCUCGUCUAUAUUAGAAUAUACCAGGUGGCCAAAACCAGAACCAGAAGCAUGUCGGGAAAAAAUCCCAGGCCAGAUGGCGUUACACAUACUGAGAAUGGGCUGACCAAAGCCACCUCCACUUUCCAUGGCGAGAAAGAGAAUGGUCACUGUCAGUGCCCGCCUACGCCCAGCCAACGCACAGUCACCGCGGGGCCACCGACUGAGGAUGCUGACAUGGAGGAGAGCUCCUCCUCAGAUGGCAAAGGUCACAAACCACAGCACCAGGACUCCCAGAGAGGCAGGAGGGCCAGCCAAACUAAAAGCUCCCUCUCCAAACACUCCACUCGCAUCUCCAGAGUCAGUAACAAAUCCAUUGACAUGUUUGCCUCCAGGAUGAAACGUCGCCGGAGCUCCUUCACCAGGAAAAAGGUCUCUCAGGCCAGGGAGAAGAGGUUUACAUUUGUCCUGGCUGUGGUUAUGGGGGUAUUUGUUGUUUGCUGGUUCCCAUUUUUCUUUAGCUACAGCCUUUACGGGGUGUGCAGGGACUCCUGUAGGAUUCCUGACCCACUCUUUAAAUUCUUCUUCUGGAUUGGAUACUGUAACAGCUCCCUCAACCCUGCCAUCUACACCAUAUUCAACCGGGACUUCAGACGCGCCUUCCAGAAGAUCCUUUGCAAGUCGUGGAAAAAGUCCUUUUAGAUCUGAAGCAGAUGUGCUGCACCACAUGACAAUCUUAAAGGAAAUAUCAAAGUGAAUUAAAAAAAACAAACAUGUUACUGCCACUCAUUACGUCUCAUUGUCCUGUUGCAAUCAGUCAUGGCAGUGCACAUCCUGAUUCACCUACUGGGUGUCUGCACAAGCUUCAGCAUAAAUUGUGUUUCAAUUACAGACUUUCGCGGCCUGAUACAUGAGGACCACUAUUCUUUUACUCUUACUGAAGUUGUGCUGUAAUGCUUUAUAGUGUACCAUCAUCAAUCAAGGUCUUUAUACAUCCUCAAAACAUACGCACAUGGAUGGAUUUAUCUGCCAGGAAGCCCCAGGGGCAGAGAUAAGCUGCUGGGGCCCCCUCAGCCUUCCUCGGUUUCUCCCACUCUCUGUGCAACGUGUACAAUAUUUCUAUGCUUUGUGAGCUAGAACACUACCUGACCCCAGAUCUGUGGUCUGGUAAUUUAACACAUUAACUUUGAAGGAAUCUGCAGAAUAUUUGCACAAAGCUGAGAUGAUGGAGGUUUUAAAUCUUGAUUUUGACACAGGGAUUCUUUUCAAUAUAGACAUUUGAAUGGAUAGUUUGCAUUUUGGGAAAUCACCUCUUAUUUGCUUUCUUGAUGAGAGGAGAAAUCCUUCUCUACUAUAAAUAUGUAGCUGGAGUAAGUGGCUGGCUAGCUUAGCUUAGCAUGAAGGCUGAAAGCAGAGGCAAACAGCUAGCCUAGCCUAGAAGCGCCUCUAAAGCUCUUUAAUUAUAUCUCAUUUGUUUAAUCCACACAAAAACUGAAGUGUAAAAGAACAACAAAUAUCUCGUUUUCCAGGAGGUUAUGUGUUGUCCUGGCAACCAGUGAGGACUCCCUGAAGUUACUGGCCGAUAAAACUUGUGAACUCAUUAUUUUAUGCUUCAGUUUAUGUACAGACUAAGCAAAGCUGACAUAUGUUAGUUGGUGAGCUUUACAGGAGCUGGUAGGUGGAUCCUGGUACCUUUGGACAAAGCCAGACUAGCUGUUUCCCCACCUAAGGGACCUUAUCAUAUCAAGGUUGUGCUAAAAACCUUCAAUUCAGUCAGAUCUGUUCACCCACAUUAAGCCUGGAACCUAGAGCACUUUAAGCAAAGCUCAAAUUCUUUUAGAGGCCUGAAAGGCAAAAAUUAUGCAGCAUUUUCCAGAAAAUUGUUUUUUUUAAAAGUCAGAAAAAUAAUGUUCUUUUUUCCACUUCAUGACCUUUGAGAUUCAUCUUUGUGGCUCCCAACCACUGACUCUAACAGAUACAAACCCCUUUGUCCUUGUCCACUUGCCUUGAUGUUGUUGACUGUGCCAGCUUUAAGAUUUCUGAGUGUCUUUGCUAUAAACAGACUCUAGACUGAAGGAAGAACAACUGAGCUUUUGAGCACCCGGAUGCUUUGAGUGUAUCCAUGCCACCAAAGUAUCAUCAUGGUAAUUCAUAACGCGGAUGGGAAAUAGCAAAGCACAACAGUAGAUGAACUCCCCACAGUCAUCGGUAGUGAUGUCUCACGGGAUGCUAAAACGUUGAGACGGACAGCGAAGGGCUGAUGCUCCAGAAUAUAAGCUAAUUAUUUUUAUGAUGUGCAAAUUAGGUCAUUAUUUUCAGAGGGACCAGUGACUACUGAGUGUUUAAGAACAAAUUCAGUUAUUUAUCAUUUAUCUUUUAAGAAACUACCUCCCUGUUUGUUCACUUUUGUUUGUGUUGCCGUUUUUGGAUUUGUAUAUUUCGAAGUGCAGUACACGUUUCCUCUGCUUAAGCUGUCUGCUGUCGUGUGAAAAUAAAAGAUGGACAAGUCUUAACGUCAGCUGCUGUUGUGGUGUUAAAACAUGGAUGGUCAUGCAUAUGUGCACCAAAUGCUUAAGUAGCUAUUAUAUAGUUAUUAAAUGCUGUUUAUUAAUGGCCACGUUACACAGGCCAUGUUACAUUUUUGUCAUCUGGCAAUGUGUGACAUUUCCUUCACUUCAAAUUCAUUAACAAACGUUGGCAGCUUCAGAAUAAUCAAGUGCAGCGGUCUCUCGGUCUGUAGAUGUAUGAGCUUUCAUCAAAUUAAAAUGUGACAGGUGUUAAUUUGAUCUAACUCAGCAGUUUCCUUUUCAGCUGAAACAUUUAUACAGCGAGAUCCAACAUUUGGUUUUACGGGCUCGGUGCAAAAUGUUAUCCGUCUUAAUUUGGUAGAAAAAUUAAACAGUCAUGAGCAGACUGGUAACUACAAAACUGCUCAUUAUCUCUGCCUGUCAGGGGACUUUAGGGCAACACAAGUCCACAUUGCACUUUCUUGGGGUUUGGGCUGUGAAAUCAAUGAGGAUGCCACCGUGAGGUCAAAAAGAGGAUCAGUCCCUGUGGUGGGCUGUGGCAAUGCCUGUUUUAGGGUGUUGGUGACCUCUCAGCACAACAGGUUUGAUGUAGCUUUUGGCUGCCUCAAAAUCUAAUCUUCCCCUGAGCCUCUUUGGGCAGGACUGAGGUAAAACCUGAAUUCUCAAAAUUAAACUCUUGCUGCUUUUCCUCCUACUUCUCUGCUGUGGCUGAGUGUGCGCAGCCAAAAACCAUUUGUAACGAGCUACGAAUCCAUCUGUUCUGUCGGCUGUUUACAGCCACCGGGGAUUUAUGUCCCAAAAAACAAAAGGAAACAGUGUCAGUCUGUGUAACUGUUUGAAUAAAGAGAAUAAACACAGAGGCCUAACAUGGUGGAUGGACGACAGCAGGCAGUUAUCUCUUGUACAAAGUGGUGACAUAUUUUCCCUGUAAUAAAAACAGUCUUUUGACAUAUUACCAUAGCUGAGAUUUUAUGACUUUAAAACCAUUUCACUUCACAAAACUAUCUUGUAAAGACAUUUCACUCCGUUACAACGUGUGAAAGUAACUAACAAAAUACAACAAAACUCAGUUGAUUCUUCAAGGAACCUCUGUCAGCCUAUGGUGUAAUUAGUUCCCUCAUUAUACAAAACAAAAUAAGCAACUGGGAACCAAAUAAGAACCAUACAAAUGGAGACUACUUUGAAAGGUGCCCCAAGGAACAAUUACAGGGCUGUGUGUUCAUUGCGGUGUAGGUGGCCACUGGGCCAGAGAAGCUUUUCUCAACACACUUCCAGUAUAGAACUGGAGACUGACUGCACAUAUGUAGUUAGUGCCACCAGGUAAUUAUGACCAACUGUGUUACAGCUUGACAACCUCCAGCAACUGUAGUAACAAUGACACAAAGGAGGAAGUGAUGUAGUUUACAAACAGCGCUGGGAAGGUUACUUUCUAAAUGGGUUAGGGAUUUUUAGUUAAAAGUAAUGAAGCCGUUUU
Monopterus albus (swamp eel) is the source of this 4947-nucleotide messenger RNA. RefSeq names its product alpha-2 adrenergic receptor. The record is from RefSeq and is a predicted model, not a curated record. Bases 346 to 1647 code for a protein of 433 amino acids. Gene Ontology annotation, cellular component: plasma membrane. NCBI's taxonomy places the organism in Eukaryota, Metazoa, Chordata, Actinopteri, Synbranchiformes, Synbranchidae. Gene Ontology annotation, biological process: G protein-coupled receptor signaling pathway; regulation of vasoconstriction; platelet activation. The transcript has a single exon. Gene Ontology annotation, molecular function: epinephrine binding; alpha2-adrenergic receptor activity.